This is a messenger RNA of Andrographis paniculata, 1768 nucleotides long. Its product is annotated as 3-oxoacyl-[acyl-carrier-protein] synthase I, chloroplastic-like. Bases 81 to 1499 code for a protein of 472 amino acids. NCBI's taxonomy places the organism in Eukaryota, Viridiplantae, Streptophyta, Magnoliopsida, Lamiales, Acanthaceae. The record is from RefSeq and is a predicted model, not a curated record. Gene Ontology annotation, molecular function: 3-oxoacyl-[acyl-carrier-protein] synthase activity. The transcript is spliced from 7 exons. Gene Ontology annotation, biological process: fatty acid biosynthetic process.
GUCACUAUCAGACCACAUAACACACAUCUACUAUCUCAUCGUCGCUGGGCGCAUAGGUAUCAUCGAACUCUGCCGCCAUAAUGCAAGCGCUGCAAUCCACCGCGCUCCGCCCUUCCCCCAUCGAUCCGCUUCGCAGGUCAUCUCGAUCCGACGUUGUGCCCUGCAGAAAUGCGAGGCCGCCGGCGAAAAUGCUUCCGUUCAGGAUAUCUGCAUCAGCGUCGACGGUUUCGGCGCCGAAGCGGGAGACGGAUCCGAAGAAGCGAGUUGUAAUUACGGGAAUGGGACUCGUAUCGGUGUUUGGAAACAACGUGGAUGCGUACUACGAGAAGCUCCUCGCCGGUGUGAGCGGCAUCGUUCCCAUUGACAGGUUCGAUGCGUCGAAAUUUCCGACGCGGUUUGGAGGGCAGAUUCAGGGGUUCUCAUCCGAGGGUUACAUUGAUGGGAAGAACGAUAGAAGAUUAGAUGAUUGCUUGAGGUACUGCAUUGUUGCAGGGAAGAAGGCGCUUGAGGAUGCGGAUCUUGGAGGUGAUAAACUCAACAAGAUUGACAAGAUUCGAGCUGGUGUUUUGGUUGGGACAGGAAUGGGAGGCCUCACUGUCUUUUCCGACGGUGUACAGUCUCUAAUUGAGAAAGGCCACAGGAAAAUUACCCCAUUUUUCAUUCCAUACGCGAUAACAAACAUGGGCUCUGCCCUGCUUGCUAUUGAUCUUGGCUUAAUGGGGCCCAAUUAUUCAAUUUCAACUGCAUGUGCUACAUCAAAUUACUGUUUCUAUGCGGCUGCAAAUCACAUUCGCCGCGGUGAAGCUGACUUGAUGCUUGCUGGUGGAACGGAAGCUGCUAUUAUUCCUAUUGGGUUGGGGGGCUUUGUUGCAUGCAGAGCUCUGUCUCAAAGAAAUGAUGACCCAAAAACUGCCUCUAGACCUUGGGACAAAGAUCGAGAUGGUUUUGUCAUGGGUGAAGGCGCUGGUGUUCUGGUUAUGGAAAGUCUGGAACAUGCAAUGAGGCGAGGCGCACCAAUAAUUGCAGAAUAUUUGGGAGGUGCAGUAAAUUGUGAUGCUUAUCAUAUGACUGAUCCCAGAGCUGAUGGGCUUGGUGUUUCUUCAUGCAUCUUGAGUGCCCUUGAAGAUGCUGGUGUUUCUCCUGAGGAGGUUAAUUAUAUUAAUGCCCAUGCAACUUCCACCAUAGUAGGGGACUUGGCUGAGAUCAAUGCUAUCAAGAAGGUAUUCAAGGAUACUUCAGAGAUAAAAAUCAAUGCCACCAAGUCAAUGAUCGGGCACUGCCUUGGGGCUGCCGGUGGUUUGGAAGCUAUUGCAACUGUGAAAGCCAUCACUACUGGUUGGCUUCACCCUACAAUAAACCAAUUUAAUCCAGAGCCUUCCGUGGACUUCGACACUGUGGCAAAUGAAAAACAGCAGCAUGAAGUGAAUGUUGCAAUUUCGAAUUCAUUUGGAUUUGGUGGACACAACUCUGUCGUCGCAUUCUCUUCUUUCAAGCCAUGACAUUCUCCAGAAUCUGUGACCUGAGAUUAAGUCCUCUUUUACACCAUUCUAUCACUGGCCAUACCUGUUCUCAGAAGUGGUAACUUAGGUCUUAAUUUGAUCUUUUGAGGACCGUUGUCUAGUUUUAGAUUCAUAUUUGCGGCUGUUUCGGUGCAAAACAUGCAUCAGUUUUGAUUGUUUCUUUUGUGAACUUCCAUUUAUAUAUAUAUCCUGUAGACAUACUGAAAAUGGAUUCAUUUGAAUUUAGUUUUCUCAAGCAUUGCCUCUGA